This is a messenger RNA of Ostertagia ostertagi, 417 nucleotides long. Lineage: Eukaryota; Metazoa; Nematoda; Chromadorea; Rhabditida; Trichostrongylidae. The record is from the annotation of a GenBank genome assembly.
AUGACCAUAAUUGUUCAGCUCAUCGAAGAAGUUGCACAGAAUUGUCGCUCACGAACACUUCUUCUUCUGAAGCGAAUCGAUGUCACUGUCAACUCAUUUCUAUGGUGUGAUAGGAUCAAAUCGCGAGAAGCUGAAAUUAGAGAACUUUUUGCUAAGAGGCGCAGUGCUAUGUCGCACGUAACACCUCCGAAUGUUGCAGAUCUGUUAGGCGCUAGCCAAGAUUUGCUAAGAGUAGAACAAGCAAGCAGUGCAAGAUUGAGAAAGAACACACGCUCAAAAAUACAUCCAUUAGCUCUGGCUGCGCGGCCGACCGAUCGAGGAGGACGGACAAAUGAAAUGAUUGGAGACAUCGCCUCAGAGACAGCUGGUGGAGAAUUCUUUGUUCAUUCUUUUUCUUCUUUUUGUUCAAUAUGCUGA